CAAUAAAAAUAAUUAAUUUACGGCCUGUUCCACGAUAUCGAAAGAACACGUUCGCACAACUUUUACACGACAAACAGCUGAUUUCCGUUCCACUAAAAUCCAUCAGAACGAAAAUUUGCACGAAAAUCAAUGCGAACGAAAACGUAAGCGUUUCAGUGUAAUUUUGCGUUCCACUAUCUUUUUUCUUUCGUACGCAUGCGAACACAAAUGUCAAAAUCAGUCACUUGUGUGUUUGCUGUCGUACGAUAACAAUUAAGGAAAAUCUGUUUUAAAACAUAAACAUUGCUUAAUUGAAAAUGGAAACAAAAAUCACGAAAAAAUCAUCAACUACACAGCUGCGGGCACUAGUUGAGUAUAUGGAGGAGAAUCCCGAGUUUGCCAGAGGAGUGCCAAUUUUUGGAAGCAGCAGGCAAUCCCUGGAGGACCACUGGAAGAAGUUAGUUUUUAAAUUAAAUACCAUGGGUCCUCCUUCCCGCACAAUUGCAGAGUGGAAAAAGACGUGGGCCGAUCUAAAGUCCCGCACCAAAAAGAAAAUUGCGGAAAAUAAAAAAGGGCUGCAAGGUACAGGGGGUGGUUUAUACCGGUUUGAGUGCCUAACGGAGCUGGAAACAGCAAUUGACCGGACACUCUUCUUGUCGAAGUCCGCAGCACCAAGUGGUAAAACUUUUGGCUACGCGGACGAAAUAGAUUACUGCUUCGAGGCAUUGGAUACCAUCCCAUCAAGACCAUCCAAGGCCGUAGCAGUGGUAACACCUACCAGGCAGUUCAGUUCCCCAGAAUCACAUACCCAACAACAACAAAUAAACGUAAAAACCUGUACCAUCACAACUCAACAAUAUGCAAAACAACAGGCACAGUCAGCACACACACAACAAACUCAGACACAGUCAGCACACACACAACAAACACAGACCCAACAGCAACACCAACGUAAACAAACAACGUCCCCUCGUCAACACAUGGAACAUCAAACCGUGCAGAAAUCACCCCCAUUCAAAUGCACAUCACAACAUAAUUUUCCAUCCACAUCAUCAGCAAAAAAACGUUCCAACGUCGGAGAGCAAAAACCUCUUAUCCGUCGGCAAUUGCGGCUGGUCGAGCAGGCAAAUGCAAUAGCCAAGGAGCAAGCAGAUGCAAGCAAAAGGAUGGCUGACGCUGCAGAGAGAAUGGCAGAUUGUGCCGAGGCCCAAACAAAAAUGCUUAAGUCUAUAGAAGCAAUUCUAUCAACUUUUUUGCAAAACAAUUCACAAAACAAUUAA
Messenger RNA from Musca vetustissima, 1259 nucleotides. RefSeq lists its product as uncharacterized. The transcript is spliced from 3 exons. The coding region runs from base 297 to 1259 and encodes 320 amino acids. The record is from RefSeq and is a predicted model, not a curated record. Lineage: Eukaryota; Metazoa; Arthropoda; Insecta; Diptera; Muscidae.